AUGUGUCUAAUAGUGCUACUAACGACGACGAUGGUUCCAGUGAUGACCAGGGCGCAGAUGAUCAGCACGCCCUGCACAUCGUCAAUGAUCACCAGCUUCACACCUUGCAUCAACUUCGUCACGGGGAGCAGCAGCAACGGGACCUCCCCCGCCGCAAGCUGCUGCGGGGCGCUCAAGGAGCUGGUGGCCGCAAGCAUGGACUGCGCUUGUCUUUUGGUGACGGCCAAUGUCCCCAUUCAGCUGCCCUUCGGCGGCCCUCUCUCCAUUCCCCUCCCCAGGCCCUGCAAAAUGGCCGUCCCCUUGCGCUGCAAAGCUUCUGGGUCUCCUCUGCCGGCACCUGGGCCGGCUAUUUUUGGCCCAUCCUCUCCACCUAGUCCUUCUAGCCCACAAGGUAUUUUAUUUUUUUCAAUUAGUCAAAAAAAUGUCUCCAUAUUAUCGAGUUUUUUGCUCAAGAAACUUGCUGUGGUUUAUGUGGCAGCUUCGGCGGCAGCAGAUGCGCCAGCUUCACAUUCCACGGGGACCCUGCCACUUUCGCCCCCGGCAAUCUCGCCGGAAGCUGGUGACCCCACCGACGGGACUCUACCUUUUGUUAACACCUCGGAGUCCGUUUCAUCACACGACGUGCCACCGGCGGCUUUCCUGCUAAUAACUAUGGCGAUCAUACUAGUAACUUAUAAUUGUUUCUAA
Linum tenue is the source of this 687-nucleotide messenger RNA. The record is from the annotation of a GenBank genome assembly. NCBI's taxonomy places the organism in Eukaryota, Viridiplantae, Streptophyta, Magnoliopsida, Malpighiales, Linaceae.